Medicago truncatula (barrel medic) is the source of this 1070-nucleotide messenger RNA. RefSeq names its product protein transport protein SFT2. Gene Ontology annotation, cellular component: membrane. Lineage: Eukaryota; Viridiplantae; Streptophyta; Magnoliopsida; Fabales; Fabaceae. The record is from RefSeq and is a predicted model, not a curated record. The transcript has 4 exons. The coding region runs from base 144 to 833 and encodes 229 amino acids. Gene Ontology annotation, biological process: vesicle-mediated transport.
AAACUUCCAGCACCUACUUGCUACCGACCGUAACCUCCCACGUUAUGUUUUCCAUUUAUUUCCUUUUGAUUUCCCAUUCUUCAAUUCUAAUCACACCACCACCUUAAAAAAAAUGGUGUAAAUAUUAACCGAAUUUUCCAAAAAUGGAGGGGUGGUUUUCAACGUCAAGUUCAGCUAAUGACGAUCAGCAACAGAAAGCAGGAGGUUCGUCUUCAUCUUCUUUGCUUGCUGAUUGGAAUUCAUACGCUUCUUCUCAACAGGAUCAGGAUCCUUCUAAUUCCGCCAUCAGCUUCGAUCUUGAAUCUGCUGUUAGAUCUGCCAAUAACACCGUCACCGGCACUUUCAGCGUUGUUUCUAAAAGUGUGAGAGAUAUACCUGGAAACUUCCAGUCUGCGACUAGCAGUGUUCCCUCUGGGAAAGCACUCCUGUAUUUUGGUUUGUUUCUGGCGAGCGGAGUCUUCUUCAUUUUCAUUGCAUUUACCUUGUUCCUGCCUGUGAUGGUGGUUAUGCCCCAAAAGUUUGCUCUAUGCUUUACUCUUGGGUGUGGAUUUAUUAUUGGAUCAUUUUUUGCUCUAAAAGGGCCAAAGAAUCAACUUUCUCACAUGUUUUCAAAGGAGAGGCUCCCAUUCACACUGGGGUUUAUACUCAGUAUGUUUGGUACCAUUUACGUAUCAAUGGUGCGUCAUAGCUACAUUCUAUCUGUUGUAUUCUCCGUUGUACAGGUUCUCUCACUCGGAUACUAUGCUAUAUCAUAUUUUCCUGGUGGAUCUGCUGGAAUGAGAUUUCUGACUUCUGCUUUAAUGUCCAGAAUAAUGACUUGUUUUGGGAGGUGAUUUGGUUUUGGUUAUUAUUGUUAUACAUUUUAUGGGGGGAGGGGUAAACUUUGUCUAUAGAUAGGUGAAACUUUGAACUGACCCAGAACAGGAUAAUGCUGAGUUGAAACAUCAUCUAACAUGUCCUGAGAUUUCAAUGUUUGUUGCCACCUCUUAAUGAGAAAAUUGGUUGAUCUCUUUGCCAUAAGUUGUAAUCUUUAUUGCAUGCGUAUGGGUAUGAAUAUCACUGUUUCACAA